This is a messenger RNA of Hypoxylon fragiforme, 3607 nucleotides long. RefSeq lists its product as uncharacterized. The coding region runs from base 275 to 3055 and encodes 926 amino acids. Gene Ontology annotation, biological process: mitochondrial fusion. Gene Ontology annotation, molecular function: GTP binding; GTPase activity. The transcript is spliced from 2 exons. The record is from RefSeq and is a predicted model, not a curated record. Gene Ontology annotation, cellular component: mitochondrial outer membrane. Lineage: Eukaryota; Fungi; Ascomycota; Sordariomycetes; Xylariales; Hypoxylaceae.
AUCAAAUCGAGUCGUCUCAUUUCCUCCAUACCGUAAUUUCGCCUCAUUAUUCAAGUCACACACACACUUCGCACUUUCAAACUUUACACCUUGCAAACAUCACGCACAUCACGGGUGAUGUCGAUCAGCGCAAAUUUUCGAUUUACCAACUACCUUCUUACAGCCUAUUAACCUACAACAUACCAACUUGAAGCCUGGCCGCUUAUACCGAAGCUCCGAAUAACCAACAUCCGACCCCGGUAAUGCCCGCAAACCGCGAGUCGGAGAUUUCAUCAUGAGCCAAGAUUACUUCAACAACAAGGGCAAAUCGUCCAACCGACGAAACCGGAACCGAAACCAGAGUCAAAAUCAGAACCAAACCCAUGACCUUAAUCAAGAACAUGUAGAGUCUCCCUCUGCUUCCAACAGGCCUGGUUACAUGACUGUCGGCAACGGUUCCUCUUCUCAACAUGCCGCCCGACUCCAAUCACUCAUCGACAAUGACUCCGGUUACGGUGGAAGUAUCGCAGGAGAUGAUGUCCUUUCCUCACGACGACCCGUUGGUUCUCCCCGCACCGAUCUCUUGUCCGGAGACAUGCCGCUACAGCAUCAUUCUGCCAACGGCUCAGAUACCAAUCAUCGAAACCAAGCAGCUGCGGUUCAUCAGUUAUGGUACAACCAGCAUCGAGCUGCUUUGAAUCGAUCCAUCACCAGAGUUGUUGAGCUUCUCAAAACCCUACAGGAGAUGAACAUUACCUGGCCAGCGCAUUAUCCAUCAGUACAGCGAACAGAAGCAUUCUUACCCGAUGGUUCCUCAUCGCGCCCAGCAUUACAGCAUGCCUUCUCUAUGAAUGGAGACCCAUCGCCCCACCACACACGACCAUUGCGACGAUCAAUGACGACCGUCGAGGAUCACGAAGCCGCAGGAUCUAGCCAGGAUGCCGAAACUAAAAGCGUGACUGAUAUGCCCAGACUAGUCUCUCCGCAGAUUGCACAGCAGUUUUCCGUCUUGAAACUGGACCUCAAGCUAGGUGCUUUGCAUCAAAUUGAACUUGUCCAUUCUCUCGAGAAGAGUUCGAUCGCGGCGCUACUUGAUGGGAAGAUUAGUUCUAGCAUCAAUCACCUUCUUUUACUACGCGAGAGGAUCGAGGAUACAUCCAGCAAGGUCUUGGUGACUGGAGAUCUUAACGCCGGAAAAUCGACAUUUUGCAACGCAUUGCUACGCCGAAAAGUCCUGCCAGAAGACCAGCAGCCUUGCACGAGCAUCUUCUGCGAGGUAUUAGAUGCGAGAGACAAUGCCGGCAUCGAGGAGGUGCAUGCGGUCCAUUUGGAUGCAAUCUAUAACCGACACGACGAAUCGACCUACGAUGUAUUCUCCCUAAGCGAGUUAGAGAAUAUUGUUAUCGACAACGAAACAUAUAUGCAAUGCAAGGUAUACAUCAAGGAUGUGCGAACUAUUGACGAGUCCUUGCUCAACAACGGCGUGGUGGAUAUUGCCUUGAUCGAUGCCCCAGGACUGAACUCCGAUACAACAAAGACGACUGCCGUCUUUGCGCGGCAGGAGGAGAUCGACGUGGUCGUAUUUGUUGUCUCUGCUGCCAACCACUUCACUCAGUCAGCAAAAGAAUUCAUCUGGGCUGCUGCAUCCGAGAAGGCGUACAUCUUCAUGGUUGUGAAUGGUUAUGAUUUGAUCAGAGAUAAGGAACGAUGCCAAAAGAUGAUAUUGGAUCAGGUAUAUGGCCUAAGCCCUCACACGUUCAAGGACUCGUCAGAACUUGUGCAUUUUGUAUCCAGCAACGCCAUUCCAACAGUAUCAUCACCCCCUGGUGGUCCGGAUGGCGGAGGUAGCGGUAGCUCGAGUGGAGGGGGAGGUGACCCCAGCGAUGACCCCAAAGGAAAGGGUAAAGAGAAGGAGAAGGUCCAGGACUUUGAGAAGUUGGAACAGUCACUUCGACGAUUCGUCUUGGAAAAACGUGCACGAUCAAAGCUUGCACCAGCUAAAACAUAUCUCCUCAACAUCCUCAACGAUGUUAACGUACUCGCCACAGUCAAUGCUGAAGUUGCUCAGUCAGAACUAGACCGAGUGACGCAAGAGUUGGAAGAGAUUGAGCCUCAGCUCGAAUCUUCUCUCAAGGCAAAGGCCUCCGUGGGCGACGAAAUAGACCAAACUAUUGAGGAGACGUGUAAGGAAGUAUACGACCACACUCGCGACGCCCUCCGCUCGGCAAUUACACAAUCUGGUGAGGGCAACCUUGGUGUACCUUACCCAGGUCUGUUCUAUGCUUUUGACUACGCCGAAGAGCUGAAGGAAGCGAUGUUAUCGCACAUAGCAGAGUCGGUCUCUUCCUGCGAGGACUAUGCCCGAACGAGGACUGUCGGUGGUGUGAACGUUAUCAAGCAACUUGGCAUUAUGCACCUCGGCAACGAGUAUCACGCCGUUAACUUCCGCCCAGACGUCAUGUUCCGCAGAAGGCGUGAUGUGCUCGCUAAACAGAUUGAUGUCACCACAGAGCUAUCGGAUUUUGUCGACUGGUCUACACUCAUGCAACGCCAGGAGAAGGUUGCGGGCACUGGUAUGGCGCUCACCGUUGCUACUGCUCUCGGUGGACGUCUCAUUGGUGGCAUGGGUUGGAUGGAUCACACGGUGACUGCAUUGAAAAUUGUUGGCAAUGACAAUCUUCGAAAAUUGAUUAUCCCCGGUGUAGUUCUAGCAGUUGUCUCCGCUGCAGCUUACGUUGUCCAGCAAAUUCCACACUCACUACCUAAUCGUUUAUCCGAAAAGAUCUCAACGCAGCUAGAGUCUAUCGACUAUGUUCAUUCGAACAGCACACGUGUCUCAGCUUCCGUACGCAAGGUUCUUCGUUAUCCUGCCGAAACCCUCCAAGUCGGUUUGAACCGUUCGGCAGACCAGCUCGGCACGCGAAGAGAGGAAACCCUCAAGGUCCGCACCGAAAGCGAGGUGGCACUAAAGUACUUUGGCAACCUCGUGCGCGAGAGCGGUCAUCAACUCAGUCUAGUUGAAGACAUUGACCUUGAUGCGCAUCCACAGGCCACGGUCGGCAUGAACAUUGCCUAAAAGAAAAAGAGAAAAAAAGAAAAAAAAUCCAUACGCGUAAGGCAUGGGGUGGCGUUUUGGGAAGCACGCUUGACAUUCCUGCAUACCACCUACUUAUUUUCUAUGUCCAACCAAUUCCGCUUCAUUCCUUUUGAUGUUCUGAUGGAUGAUGACCAAUUAAAAAAGAGUGUGACGUAGAAUGGCAAAUGGCUCCAGGGAGGGGAAAGGGGGGAUGAUAGGGGGCGUCUAGAUGCAAUUGAUGGCUAUAUGAAUACAAGAGCUCUACUCUCCUAUUCUUCCUCGGGCCGUUUCUUAACUACCUAACUAACGUCCCUUCGUUGAUUCAAAGUGUAGGUAUGCAGCUUUGUUUAUUUUAAUCCUGAUGCUAGGUAAAUCACACCGAGAAGGUCUUAUUACGAGUUGAGAUGAGAUAUUGACGGUGAUAUUAAUAUUGUUAUUUCUCGUAAUGGUCGCUUCUAGUAUUGCUAAUGCAGGGAGUAUCAUCAGUCUUUACCCUAAAAUACAACUCGCUAACUGCCUCCUUUAUAAUUAUGUGAAAACACUGUUCGACCA